AUGGUGGGGGCGGGCUCUGUAGGGAAGUGCGUCAGAGGAGGCGCGGGGAGAGUAGGGUGCUGUGGUCUCCGUUGAAGGGUGAAGCUGGCGGAGCAAGAGGAUGGGCGAGCAGUCUGAAUGCCAGAAUGGAUAACCGUUUUGCUACAGCGUUUGUAAUUGCUUGUGUGCUUAGCCUCAUUUCCACCAUCUACAUGGCAGCCUCAAUUGGCACGGACUUUUGGUAUGAAUAUCGAAGUCCAGUUCAAGAAAAUUCAAGUGAUUUGAAUAAAAGCCUCUGGGAAGACUUCAUUAAUGAUGAGGCAGAUGAAAAGACUUAUAAUGAUGCGCUUUUCCGAUAUAGUGGCACAGUAGGAUUAUGGAGACGGUGUAUCACUGUACCCAAAAACACACAUUGGUAUGCUCCACCAGAAAGGACAGAGUCAUUUGAUGUGGUGACAAAAUGCAUGAGUUUCACAUUAAAUGAGCAGUUCAUGGAGAAAUUUGUUGAUCCUGGAAACCACAAUAGUGGAAUUGAUCUACUUCGGACCUAUCUUUGGCGGUGUCAGUUCCUUUUACCUUUUGUUAGUUUAGGUUUGAUGUGCUUUGGGGCUUUGAUUGGACUUUGUGCUUGUAUAUGCCGAAGCUUGUAUCCCACAAUUGCCACAGGCAUUCUCCAUCUCCUUGCAGGUUUGUGUACACUGGGCACAGUAAGUUGUUUCGUUGCUGGAAUUAAACUACUCCACCAGAAACUAGAGCCGCCUGAGAAUGUGUCUGGUGAAUUUGGAUGGUCAUUCUGCCUGGCUUGCGUUUCUGCUCCUUUACAGUUCAUGGCUUCUGCUCUGUUCAUCUGGGCUGCUCACACCAACCGGAAAGAGUACACCUUAAUGAAGGCAUAUCGCGUGGCAUGAACAGGCCUGCUUUACAUUUGCUGUUUUAAUAUUUUUGAUAUCUAUGUUUUCCCUUGCAUCCCUCCCAAAUGUUUUAUUUUUUUGUGGAUAUACCAUUUUAUCCUGAAAAUCCAUUUUAUUUAAAUACACACACAUGACUAAAUUUACAAUAAAUGCCACUAAAAUUUAUGUGGUUUACUCAGUGAUUCCAUUUCUCAAACUAAUUUAGGUUCAAAAUCUAGUCAGAAAGAAAGAGGCUUGACACAAAUUUGUGACAGAAAAUCUGCAAUAGGAAAUUGACCCAGGGCAAGUUCUGCUUAUGUCUAUUAAGACUUUUCACCAAACGUACAGUAACUAUCUGUUGAACCAGAAAUAAAUUUCUUUGGUAAACCUCUUAUUGUCAGAACUUUGCUGUUGUAGAUAGCCAGUCAGCCAGGCAUAUUAUUGCUGUUUUAAAAAAUUUAAGAGUUUCAUAAAAUUGGAAAAUUACCUAAGAUCCUUUUCUGUAAACUUUGGCACAUAGCUUCAUCUGAGGUGAAAUAUGGCAGCUGUCUAUAUUUACACCAUGUCUGUCUACAAGAAAAGAAGUGAAAAAUAUAGUGUUUACUUGAAAUUAAACUUUAUAAUUGCAAAAGUUCCAAUUCAGUGAGAUAAACGGGUUAAUUUUACUUUAUUGUAUUACUGUUUUUUAAAACUCCUUUAUAGGAUUUUCAGUAUCACCAAACCAUUUUUAAUUUUUUUCUUUCUUCCACACCAGGCUUAUUAAAAGAGUGCUUUCUUUUUAACAUUGUUAGGAUCACAGAGUAAGAAAUUUCCCAACUGCUUUCUGUUUAUUCCAGCUAAGUACCAUAAAGAAGGUUCUACUAUAAAGAGCCUACAGAGCUGGGAAUACUACCACAAGAUCUAAAGCUGUGGCUGUCAGUUUAAACUCCAACUAUGGUCUCUAUUUCUUGUGGUGAAAUGACGUGCCUUUCCUUGCCUAAUCCCUGGUGUAUAUCAUCAUUAUUUAAUGUCUUCUAAUUCAAUCAUUUUUUUUAUAAAUAUGUCUAUAAACAUUGAACUUUAAAAAAAAAAUCUUAUUUAUUUAUUCCAUUACUGUAGCAUUUGACAGAUUUUAAAAAAAAUUGUACCUUAGUAAUUUCUUACCAUAUCCUAAGUCUGUCUUUUUUAAAAAAUAAAAAUGAGAAGAGACUCCAAA
Messenger RNA from Marmota flaviventris (yellow-bellied marmot), 2064 nucleotides. RefSeq names its product claudin domain containing 1 (gene Cldnd1). The record is from RefSeq and is a predicted model, not a curated record. NCBI's taxonomy places the organism in Eukaryota, Metazoa, Chordata, Mammalia, Rodentia, Sciuridae. Gene Ontology annotation, cellular component: membrane.